AGAAAAGGACAUGCGCUCGAAUAAACAGCAGAAGCGCGAUGAUUCUGAUCAUAAUAAUACCGCAUCUGGGAGUUUUCUGCCUGCCUCGGUUCACGGCUAUAAACAGCAUGUAGCAGCAGUGAGGUCAUUCCUGCCCGACAGAGCGGCACAGAGACCGCUUGAUCUGAGGUUAUCAGAUGAACUGAAGAAAGCUUUGAAUGUGGACUCCAUGAAACCAAACCCGUCCAGAACCGGUACAGAACUCUGCGAAAUAUCACCCUGUUUUCCUGCUUGA
Rhinichthys klamathensis goyatoka is the source of this 274-nucleotide messenger RNA. RefSeq lists its product as uncharacterized. Lineage: Eukaryota; Metazoa; Chordata; Actinopteri; Cypriniformes; Leuciscidae. Bases 11 to 274 code for a protein of 87 amino acids. The transcript has 4 exons. The record is from RefSeq and is a predicted model, not a curated record.